Molecule: messenger RNA, 1749 nt
Organism: Penicillium coprophilum
Lineage: Eukaryota; Fungi; Ascomycota; Eurotiomycetes; Eurotiales; Aspergillaceae
Product: sugar porter family MFS transporter
Exons: 4
Coding region: 1-1749 (582 amino acids)
Biological process (GO): carbohydrate transport; transmembrane transport
Cellular component (GO): plasma membrane
Molecular function (GO): carbohydrate:proton symporter activity
Source: RefSeq, a predicted model, not a curated record
AUGAAAAUCCCAUUUCUCAACAAGUCCAAGUCUCCACCAUUGACGGACUUGUCCGGGGAGUCGGCGGUGGCAGAUCGUGAGAACGAAAAGAGAGGCAUCGGCCUGGAUGAGUCGCAUGUGCCAUGGGUGACGUGGAGGUCACUGCUAUUAGGUGCGUUUGUCUCGAUCGGUGGUAUUAUUUUUGGAUAUGAUACUGGCCAGAUCUCGGGCUUUUUGGAGAUGAGAAACUUCAAGCAGCGGUUUGCGCUGCUGAGGCCUGAUGGGACGUAUCACUUCAACAAUGUCCGGUCUGGAUUGAUUGUUUCCCUGCUCUCCAUCGGUACAUUGAUAGGAGCUCUCCUCGCCGGACCAUUGACCGACCGAAUUGGCCGAAAAUGGUCCAUCUUCUUCUGGUGUAUCAUCCUCCAUGUCGGACUGAUCAUCCAGAUCUCCUCGCCAGCAGGAAAAUGGUACCAGUUCAUGAUGGGACGAUUCAUAACCGGAUUCGGCGUAGGAGCUUGCUCACUACUGGUACCCAUGUACCAGGGUGAGAUUGCACCACGACAUAUUCGAGGAGCGAUGGUGUGCUCCUACCAAUUAUUCGUGACACUGGGAAUAUUCGUCGCCAACUGCAUCAACUACGGCACAGAAAGCAUGGAUAACACGGGAUCGUGGCGAAUCCCACUUGGUAUCACGUUCUUUUGGGGCCUUGUCCUUGGAAUUGGCAUCCUCUUCUUUCCGGAAAGCCCUCGAUUUGACUACCGAAAUGGCCGCGUGGACCGCGCGCGACGCACCAUGUCGAAGCUGUACGGCAUACCCGAGAAUCACCGGGUGAUCGUGCAUGAGAUUGCCGAGAUCGAGGAGCAGCUAGAGGCCGAGCAGGGGGCACGAGGCGGGCUCCGCGGUUGGUUUGAAAUGUUCAAGGCGCCGCGCAUGAUGUAUCGUAUCAUACUUGGCAUUGUGCUUCAGGCUCUGCAGCAGCUGACGGGUGCCAACUAUUUCUUCUACUAUGGAACGGUGAUCUUCAACGGAGCGGGAAUCAGUAACACAUACGUGACGCAGAUGAUCCUAGGCGGAGUGAACUUUGGCACAACCUUUGGCGGACUAUACGUGAUCGAGCACUUCGGACGACGUAAGUCUCUGAUCGCCGGCGGUAUCUGGAUGUUCGUCUGCUUUAUGGUAUUUGCGUCUGUGGGUCACUUCUCGCUUGACGUGAAGAACCCACCAAAUACACCCGGAGCAGGCAAAGCGAUGGUUGUAUUUGCGUGUCUGUUCAUCACCGGGUUUGCGAUGACGUGGGGCCCGAUGGUAUGGGCGAUCGUGGCCGAGCUGUACCCAUCCCGAUACCGGGCACGUGCUAUGGCGAUGGCGACGGCGUCGAAUUGGCUGUGGAAUUUCCUAAUUGGAUUCUUCACGCCAUUCAUCACUGAUGAUAUUGACUUUGCAUAUGGAUAUGUGUUCGCUGGAUGUUUGUUUUUCGCGGUGAUUAUCGUUUACUUCUUUGUCAUUGAGGGCAAGGAUAAGACGCUUGAGGAGAUGGAUAUGAUGUAUAUCAUGCGUGUACCGCCGUGGAAGAGCAGCAAGUGGAAGCCGCCAGAGCCGGAGAAUCGACUCACGACCGAUCAGCUCAUGGAUCGGAAAGUUGCAAAGAAGUAUAACAAGGAGGAGGAAAGCGCAGCGAGCAAGAAGGCGGCAGAGGUACCUGGACAUUCACAUGCUGAGACUGCGGAAGAUGCUGCUGGGACUGGACCUUCUUCGCAAAUGGCUUGA